Talaromyces atroroseus is the source of this 1719-nucleotide messenger RNA. RefSeq lists its product as hypothetical. The record is from RefSeq and is a predicted model, not a curated record. The transcript has 4 exons. Gene Ontology annotation, molecular function: protein binding. Bases 1 to 1719 code for a protein of 572 amino acids. NCBI's taxonomy places the organism in Eukaryota, Fungi, Ascomycota, Eurotiomycetes, Eurotiales, Trichocomaceae.
AUGGGUUGUCUGAAGCGACGGCCAAUCAAGCCGCAUUACGUCACGUGCGCUUGCACGAAAGCGGCGAGGGUGCGCCGGGAAGGGGAAAGUGAACUAAGCUUAUCAAUUCGCCUUCUGCCUGCCUUCGCCUUCCCCUCUCCCCAUCGCCCAUCUCUGCAGCCCGUGUCCAUUUUGCUCAGUUCUUCUUUGCGCCCGCCCGACUGCAAUCGCCCGCCCGUUCUUAAUGCACCACCACCAGUAAUGCCCCCGCCCGAUUCGGCCCUGCUGACGCCGGCCAUGGCGUCACCGUCUGGCUUCACAACGUCUGCUCGCUCGCACACUUCCAGGCCAGAAUUGACCCUGCCGCCUUUCAUGCUGCGAGAGUUACCGGUGUCGAUGUCGUCAACGCCAGAUGUGAUGGCUGAAGUCGCAGCUUCCUCCGGCUCCACCGGCAGAGGCAUUCUUAUCGGCCUUCUUUCAGCUUUAGGAUCCGCCGGAGUCGCCAUUGUCGUGCUGACUAUCAUCGUUUUUUUCAAAUAUACGAGGCGCGGUCGAAUCCUGCUUGAUCGAAUAGGGAGACCGGGAGAAUUUGACGAUGAAGAAGCGUUCGCUCGAGAGGAGGCUGAAGCCUUGGAGAUCAUGGAUGACCUUUCUAGGGCCGAGUAUCUUCGAUCUAAAGCUUUUAUUCAAGCAAAUCCACCCGAAACCAUGCAGACCGAUAUCUCGCUAUCGCAGUUUCUGGCUAUACAAGAAAAGGGAGUUUCUGCCUGGGAAUUUGAACCGGAACUGGAAAUCGCCAAUUGUUUUGUGGAGGGCCGAACCGAAAUUGAAUUCUUCGACUCGGAAUGCAGCGUUCAGACCAACCUGCCUGUUCCAAAACAGAACGAGGUCUAUUACUGGGAAUCCAAGAUAUACGAUAAACCGGAGUCGACCUUGAUUAGUAUCGGCAUGACUACAAAGCCGUAUCCAUUAUUUAGACUGCCAGGGUUUCAUAAAAUGUCUGUCGCCUAUCAAUCGACUGGUCAUCGAAGAUACAACCAACCCUUCAAGGCUCUCAACUAUGGCCCAGAGUAUUCCCAAGGCGAUGUCGUUGGAGUGGGAUAUCGACCGCGAUCCGGCACGCUAUUUUUCACACGCAAUGGAAAGAAGCUGGACGAUGUCGUACAUGGCCUCAAAUCGCCGAAUUUCUUUCCAACAGUUGGUGCCAACGGACCAUGCACAGUGCAUGUUAAUUUUGGGCAGAUGGGAUUUGUUUUCAUCGAGGCUAAUGUAAAAAAAUGGGGGUUGGCUCCCAUGACUGGUAGUCUUGCACCGCCACCGCCCUAUGGAAGUGAACAAGGAAGUAUCCUCCUUGAAUCAGGGCGCGAGACCACUGCUCCUGUUGCCCGUGGAUAUAUCGAUGAUGGAUAUCGAGGCUCGCGGUCAAAUGCGCCUAGUCCCGGUCCGAUCCGAUCACCAACCGAUAUCUCUCUAGCACAGCUGGCGCAUAUACCCUCGCACGAGGAUAUUGGUGAAGGCUCGAGUCGCUUCAGGUCGGGUGCCGCAGAGGAGGGUCUAAAUAUAGUAACCGCGACGAGCCCGCCCCCAGAAUACUCAAGUCCAGAAUUGAGCAGACAGAAUAGUCUUAGUUCGGAGAAUGGGGAUGAAGAUGAGGAUGCUGGUCAUCCGCCAGGGUAUUCUGCUGUGAUGACUGAUGAAGAGAGACAAGAAGAUCAAAUUCAGCGCGAACAGCAACGAUGA